AUAAAAACGAUUCUCACGUUGUGAAGGUCAGUUUACGUCCUGCCUCGCACACCGCUGGUGUUACAGGACAGACAACGACAUCUGGCACAUUUUGUCUUAAAACACAAAAUGGGAGCGAUGGAAGAUGAUUGGCGUUUGAGACAGGCGGUAUACAAUGGAGAUAUCAAGACUCUGAGGGAAAUGAUUUCCAAUGGUGCUAAUCCAAGAAUUAAAGAUAAUGAAGGUACUUCCAUUUUAAUGGAUGGAGCACGCUUUGGACAUCUGGAAAUCGUUAAGUUCUUGGUAGAGGAGGUUUGCAUUCCACUGGAAGAAUGUGAUAAGAAUGGAAACACAACCCUCUUGAGUGCUUCAUUACCAAUAUACCCCAAUCUUGAGGUUUUGCAGUACCUGGUCUCAUCUGGAGCUGAUCUCCAGGCUAGAAAUUUAAUGGAUGAGACGGCACUGCACAUUGCUUCUCGCUCUCAGUCCCUGGAAACUUUUAAAUUUCUGCAGCAGUCAGGUAUUCCAGUUGACUCUCAGGACCUCCAAGGAAAAACUGUUCUUCAUCAUGCUGCUGAACUUGGGGAUGCCCAAAUGGUGAAAUAUCUACUAGAUCAGAAAUGUCUCUCUGUUGACUGCAGAGACAAGUAUGGUCAGACUCCAUUAAUGUUAACAGCAGAGUUUCCAAGAAGUGAGCAAGAUCCUGUGAGACAUGGGGAAUGGAUUGACCAUACAGAUUAUGUCAGUAAGGCUCUCAAGCUUAUUGUAGGCGCUGGAGCAGACCCUACAGCAAAAGAUGUGGUUGGUAGAACAGCACUCCACAGAGCACUUGGAUGUAAGGAGAAUUUCCAGUACCUUCAGAAAAUACAUCCUAAUUUCAAGGAUGGUCUGGAUAAAAAGGGACAAUCAGCCAUAAUGAGAGCCAUUUCUGCAUUUCAAUACCACUAUGAUAUGCCCCAGGUGAUAAAACUUCUAGUGCAGGGAGGUGCAGAUGUCAAUUUACGUGACCGAGAUGGAAAGACAGCUUUGUGCCUGGCUAUAGAGAAAGAUACUUUCUGGGCAUUGAGGGAACUAAUAGAGGGUGGAGUCACUUUAUCAUCUUGCAGAAAGGAUGAGCUUACAGAUAUUCUCCACAUGGCUGUGUGGCGCCAUCAAGAUGAGCUAAUCACAAGAUUAAUUGCUGCAGGAGCAGAUGUCAAUAGCAAAGAAAGAGGGGAAGCUGAGAAGUCAACAUUACAUGGGCACACAGCUCGAUGUUUGGAAAUUAAUGAAUUGUCAUAUAGAGGAGAAGGUUGGAUUGAUGUAGAAUUUUCUGGCAAUUCCCCACUGUUCAAAUCUCUUGAGUCAGAGAAGAUAGUCACUCAUUUGAUUGCUGCUGGUGCAGAUGUGAAUUUCAAGGAUGACAACGGUUGUACACCACUGCUUGCAGCUAUUCAUAAGGAGCAUUUGAAGGCACUGGACCUUUUGCUGAAGGCUGGUGCUGAUCGAAAUGCAGUGGAUAACUGUGGUGUGACAGCUCUUCACAUGGCUGCCAACUGUCGGAAGGUACCACCUCAAGUCAUAGCAUUUGCUAAAGAACAGAUUGAACAGGGUAUGAGACUAGACAUCAUGGAUCAUCAGGGCAGGACACCUCUUCAUUAUGCUGCACCGACUGGAAAUCACAGAGUUAUGAAACUCCUCAUCAGUUUGGGAGCCAAUGUAAAUGCUUUAGAUGUCUAUGGUAAAACUCCCAUUGCCAUGCCAGCCAUGCAUUCACUUAAGGACUGUAGGUUGGUGAAACAGCUACUGAUUAAUGCUGGAGCUGACUUAACAGUAAAAGAUAAACAUGGCAAGACAGCCUUACAUACAUCAUUUGAGAAUGAUAAUAUUGAAAUCACAAAGUUUCUCAUGAAGAAGCAUCAACAAGAGAUUGGUUGCGAUAAUGAUGGUAAUAAUAUCCUACAUUGUGCAGUCAGAGCUCAAAGAGAUGCACUUGACAAAGUGAAGUAUAUACUGAAUAAAAAACUUACUACACUUGAAGAAAAGAAUGAAAAUGGAGAGACAGCUUUAAUGUGCGCUGCACAGUUGCCUCCAUGGCACACAGAAAAGCAGACUCUUGUUCAAAUACUAUUGACAUCAGGUGCUAGCCCCAAUGCUAAAGACUUGCAAGGGAAGACUCCUCUCCAUAUUGCAGCUGCUGCAGGUGAUACAAAGACUGUGGAAGCUCUGAUAGCUGCUGGAGCAGAUGUAACAGAGAGGGAUUUAAAUGGUCGGAUGCCUCUGCACUGGGCAGCUCAGUCCUACAGUGCUGAGGCAGUGGAAUUACUGCUAAAUGAGAGAAAUGAGCUGCAUGAAAUGGGGAUCAAUCAACAGGACAAUGCUGGGCAGACCCCACUGAUGCUUGCUGUCAAAGAAAAACAGUCCGUAAAGUUAUUGCUAAAAGAAGGUGCCAAUGUUAAUAUGCAGGAUUGUGCUGGAAGAACAGCACUCCAAGCAGCAAUUGAGUGCAAAAAUUUUGAAGCAAUGAAGCUACUGCUGGUUGCAGGAGCAGAUUUCUUACCUGCUCAGAGGGAGUAUCAUGUUAGAGCAAUCCAUUUGGCUGUUGCAGCAGGGGAUACUAAGAUACUGGAGCACCUGAUUUCAAUGGGAAUGGACCUUUUAGACUGCUGGUGGCACCCUGAACACAAGACAACCCUGCUACAUGUUGCAGCUGAAACCAGUGUGGAAAUGUUGAAGCAGGUAUUGAAAGUGGGAAAAAGUGUAGACACUUUUGAUAGUGAAGGGUACUCUGCCUUUCAUCGUGCAGUUCUGUCUGGAAAUUGUGCAGUCAUCAAAUAUUUUUUAGAAGAGAUACAAACUCCUGUGGAUCAAAGAGAUACAAAAGGGAGGACAUCCCUCAUUCUAGUGGCUGCAAGUGACAAUUGGCUCCUAAUGGAAUCAGCAGUUCCAGACAUUUUGCUUCAUGCAGGUGCUGAUGCUAGUGCACAAGACAAUGAAAAUAUAACUGCUUAUGAUCUGGCACUUCAGAGCAGGAAUCAAAAAUACGCAGAUCUUUUAGAAAUGGCACAAUACCUUUGUUAAUUUCACUGAACAGUGUAAAGCUGGUGGUGCAUAAUUGCAUCUAUGUAAUGUUUAUGUGACUUCUUAACAAGUGGCUAAGAGCUUCAUAUUGACAGGGUACUUAGAGAGUUGUUACAUGGUACAAAGUGCACAUUUCAAGUUUACAGGAUAUAAAAAAUGCAGUCUAUAAGUGAUAUAAAUUAAUUGUAUUUGAGCCAAAACAAACCAUUGUUCUCCAGAUGCACCUUUGUUCAUUGGACACUACCAGUAAUCCAAAUGAAGCCAAGUUUUUUCUCUUCUAUUAAAACUAAUACAAUGGAUUAAAUUCACCCAAAAUCAUAAACUUGGUAAUUUCACCAAGCUUUUGUCCCAGACAGUUAAAAUAUCAUCAAGUCUAUACUUUCUUCCUCUGUGUGUGAUUAAAAUAUUUCACUAAGCAGUAAAGUUUUAUAAAUAAACGCAUCUUAUGGAGGCACUUGUUCCAAAUUCAUGGAAGUCUGAGUAGUCUAUUUAUCAUAAUGAAUAAUGAAUAACAGCUGUGAUCAUUGAUAAUGUCAGUCAUAUCCAGUGAGACAAGCUCAUUGAUAAAUUGCCUUGAGCGACAUUGCAGAAGGAAAGAAAAGGGUGUAAAAUGGUGAUGACAUACUUUUCUGAGUCAGUGCUAUUGACAGAACACAAGAUACUUCAGCACCAAUUGAGUGCAUUUUGAAUGGAGUUCUAGAGUAGUACUCUUUCAAAAUCAGACGAAAUCUCAAUGUGAUCUUUAUCCCAAUGAAUUACAACUUUUAUAAUAUGGGAACAGGUUUUUGGUUGUCUUUUAUUUCCAAACCAUUCUUCUUACAUGAAUAUUUUUAAAAAGUAUUAAAAUAUCCACAGUCUAUCAUUUGCUUCCUAUUAUCUCGUAGGUGGCAUAAAAGUGACUCAAAUUUUGACAAGAAUAUUUGAAGUGGUCCCAGUGGUGAUCUACAUCUUAUAACAGUUAUAAAUAACAUUUCUGGUAGCUGCAGUUCACGAGCACAGACUUACAACUCUUGAUAUAAGUAGAAACUACUGACAUCAAUAGAUCAGAACUUGAUUCAAUUUUUUUUACUUAUGUGACAACCAAGAAUCAAGAACUUUUAUUCACCAUCAAUCAUUUUACAAUGAAAUAGGCUUUGUCAUAAUAUAAUACAGGAUGUAGUAAUACAUGUGGGGAUAUAAUAAUAAAAUAAACUAGUACCAAUUAACUAUGGUAUCCAUAUUAAGCAGAGCAGUAAUAAAAUUCACAGUAGGAAAACUUCUAAAAGCUAGUGUCAAUAAGUUAUAGUAUACUGUAGUAUGGUACAAAACCUGUGCAAUAAUAAUUGGAUAGAGAAUACGAGACAUAAUUAUACAAAACAUGAAGACAUAGUUAUACAAAAUGUAAACACAGCACAUAGCAAUACAGUAAACGAUAGGAAAAUUUGCUAAAUACUAAUAUCCUCUUCAGGCAUCUCAAGGAAUUCUUGAAUACUAUAAAAUGGGUGAUCUGAUAGCCAGUUGUACGACUUAAUUUUAAAAAUUUUUAGAUCUUUAGACGAAACAGACUGGUAAUUUGUCGAAAAUUUUGAUAGGGAUUUUCACAAACUUGGUUGAUAUUUUCCUCCCACUGGAGUUUGGAGGCAAUGUAGAUGCUGAAAAGUUUUCAUGAAUUAUUUUCUACUUUAUCUGACAUUUCCAUUAGGAGUAGCUGGGCUUUAUUAGGGUUACACAGGAGUUCAUUAGUUGCAAACCAGUCCAAGGCAAUAUCAAGAGAUUUUCUUUUCUUUUCUUUUUUUCUUUCUUUUUUUUCUGUUCAGAUCUUAAAUUCUCUGAUGUAUGGUAAGUGGUGUUUUAUUGUCAGUAUAACAUAUGACAGAGUGAGCUGUGUUAUUAGGUAACUCAUUGAGUGCUGUAAUGAAGAAUCAGGGACUGAGGAGACAUCCUUGUGUAACACUUGUACUCAUUUUCAUUAAAGAGGAAUUUACAUUUCUGACUGAGACAAAUUGUUUUACGGUGCUUAAAUAUGAAGACAUCACAGCUAAUGUGCUCCCAUGCACUGUAUAAAACUCCAGUUUCCUUAGUAGUAUGUCAACUCCUCCUCCAUCCGUAUUUUCUCUACAGAACUAGGCUGCCAAUGUACAGACCUCUGUGUUUAAUACAUGGAUUCCUGUAUUUACAAGGUUGUUGGACAUUAUACAUCAACUUACAGUUAGCAAUCUAGAUGGUAGAAAGAGAUAAAAUGUUCCUGAACUUUGUAUUUAAGUCCGCUAACAUUCUGAUACAUAGAUAAGUUUCUUUUGUGUGUGACACUUCAUUUAUCUGCAUCUCCUUUGAAGCAGUCUGUCUGAAUGAGGUGUUUAAGCUAAAGGAGUAUUACCUCUCAAACCUGUAAGAAUGGGAAUUUUACUAUUGGAGACAGUGCCCUCCACACAUAUUCCUCCUCUCCACCUGCCUGCCUUAUGUUUACAGCUAUUAAUUCAGCUAAACCCAUCUAAUAUAUCUCUGUGCAGGUUGUGAAGUGUAAAAGCUCAAACCUGUAGACCUGUGAAGCAUUUUUCAUCACAUCCACAACAUUUGAUCUCAUUUUGCUAACAGUUUGGCUUUUGUAAGAGAUACUCCACAGAGAGAGCUAUUUUUAGCCUAACAGAUGAAACUCUAGGUGAAUUAAAUCUCAGAAGGUAUCCAGUGGGGAUCUUUUGUGAUCUUGCUUAAAGCUUUCAACUGUGUAGAUCAUAACACACUGCUAAAAAAGCUUCCACACUAUGGCAUCAAAGACAAACCUCUGAUGUGGCUAGAAUCUUAUCUGCACAACAGGAAGCAAAGAUUUAGCAUAGUGGAGGCAGGUGUAACAGUAAACUCAGGCUGCAGAAAUGUAAAAUACAGUCUCCCAGGCUUGAUCCUUGGACCAUUGAUUUUCUUUUUCUGAUCUACAUUAAUGAUCUACCAGUUACAAUCAAUGGCAGAGCAAAAAUAGUCAGGUUUGUGGAUGAUACAAGUAUUCUGAUAAAGGCUUCCAACUCCAUAAUGCAGGAUACAGCCCUGACAGUCAAAAACCAAGUAUCCAAAUGGUUCACAGCAAAUUGCCUAACCCUAAAUUUAGCAAAAACUAACAUUAUACAGUUUCAGUCAGUAAAUGAAAAGACUUCAAGUUCCUGAAGUGGAGAUCAACAACCAAAAAAUUUAUGAAAUCACACAUACAAAAUUCCUGGGCCCCCAGAUAGACAGCCAGCUGAGAUGGAAAGAGUAAAUUGAUCAACUGAUUAAGAAAUUGGCACAGUUUGUAUUACCCUAAGAGACUUCUCUUGUUGAAGAGAAAAUUGAUUUUGUCGUAUUUUGUGUAUUUAUUAUGAUAUUAUCCCCUGGGGAAAUGUUACAGGAAUUGAAAAAGUUUUCAAACUACAAAACUGAGCAGUGAAGUUAAUAUGUGGGAUCUCUAACAGAACAUCCCGCAGAGCUCUCUUUAAGACUCAUAAUAUUCACUGUUACAAAUUAAUACAAUUGAAUAAAAAUGGAGGAAACCACUUCAGUUUUAAAAAAAGAAAAGAACCUUUCUUAAAAUAAAAUUUUAUACUUAUGUCAUGAAGACAAAACUGUGUAUCCUUAAUGUAAAUUAUAAUGAUAAAAUGUAAAUUUAUUUGCAUGAUAGGUUAAAAUGUGUACUAGCAUUUGUUCCACUCUAUUAAGUAUUUACCUGAACUUACUUAUGCUUAUGCGAUGAUGAUAAAAAUUUUGUAUUUUAAUUUAAAUCAUAAUGAUAGAAAGUAAAGUUAUUUAUUUGUGGCACUGGGAUAAAACUAUGUUGUUCUAUUUAUUCUGCUAUUUUAAGCAUAAUGCUCACAUAAUUUUGUAUUGUUUUACUUGACUUACUUGUCCUAUAUUAUUAGUACACCCUUUGUAUACCAUGUAAUCAACAGGGCCAAAUAAAAAACCAAAUCAAAUCAGAUCAAAUGUUGUUCACGUAUACUAUCAAGAUGACAUCUAAUAAAGAAGAAUUCUAAGACUCUAAAACCAUAGAAACAUAAUUUUUAGCAGAAUCCUAUGGCUUCUGUAAUGAUUCGUGUUGAAUGUUAGUUAACUUAAAUUUCUUCUGCCUGGUCCAUUGAUGAAUGAAUGCGAAAUUUUCAUGCUUAACAAAAUUUAUUCACAUCAAUUGACAUCGGCACUGCACACUUGUCAUGUAGACAAAACAAGGACGGACUUCACUGAUCUCUUUGACUUCCAAAAGUAAUUUCAAAACUGACUAACAACUCAAAGAUGCAUCGACUUAUAUAGAAUUUUAACAUUAGCUUCCAAAAUAUUCCAUUAUUAAAUUUGUACAAUUUUAAUGUUACAAUCAGAAUCUACAAAAUGUAAAGAAACUGAUGUUACAGCCGAAUAAGGUAUAAAAUACAAUAUUUGAAUAACAAUCUUUUCUAUUAAUAUCUUUAGUUUUCCACAAGAAAAUCAUUCUGAACUUUAAUUACAAUAAUGUCUCUCAUGUUAUUUUAGUUAUGUAACUAAUUACAGUUUGGAUUAGGUUCCUAACAUUCGAUAAUAUUAUAUAUCUUGUGUUUUAUCUGACUGCUUACGAGAAAGUUACAAAUAAGGCAUCAAAUUCUGCAACUGGAAAACUGUGAGAUGUAAAAAGUUGGAGAGUUAAUUAGAAAUGUAAUUACAAAGGAUGUUAAUUACAGAGUAGGACAUAAAAAGAGAUAACAAAUCAAAAUACAUCACU
Molecule: messenger RNA, 7732 nt
Organism: Schistocerca gregaria
Lineage: Eukaryota; Metazoa; Arthropoda; Insecta; Orthoptera; Acrididae
Product: serine/threonine-protein phosphatase 6 regulatory ankyrin repeat subunit C-like
Exons: 17
Coding region: 109-3039 (976 amino acids)
Molecular function (GO): protein binding
Source: RefSeq, a predicted model, not a curated record